GACUUGGCUGCGGCAGAGAGGGCUCGUAAACAGGCCGAGACAGAGAGAGAUGAGAUGUCUGAGGAUCUGGCCAGCAACUCUGGAAAGUCUAUGAUGUCCGAUGAGAAGCGUCGUCUGGAGGCUAAGAUCAGCCAGCUAGAGGAAGAGCUGGAGGAGGAGCAGGCCAACAUGGAGAACCUCCACGACCGCCUCCGGAAGACACAGCAACAGGUGGAUCAGUUGAGCAGUGAGCUGCAGGUUGAGCGUAGUUCCUCCCAGAGCAGUGAGGGCGCCAGACAGCAGCUCGAGAGGCAGAACAAGGAUCUGAAGAUCAAGCUACAGGAGAUGGAGGGUCAGGGGAGGUCAAAGUUCAAAUCCUCCAUCGCCGCCCUGGAGGCCAAACUACACCAGCUGGAGGAGCAGCUGGAGCUGGAGAACAGAGAGAGACAGACCAGCGCUAAAGCAACGCGUCAGAAAGAGAAGAAACUGAAGGAUCUGACCAUCCAGAUGGAGGAAGACAGGAAACAGGCAGAGCAGUACAAGGACCAGGCGGAGAAGGCUAACGUGCGUGUGAAGCAGCUGAAGCGUCAGCUGGAGGAGGCGGAGGAGGAGUCUCAACGGGUUGCCGCGGGACGCAGGAAGUUACAGAGAGAACUGGACGAAGCCUCCGAGGCCAACGACGCCAUCAGCAGGGAGGUGUCGGCCCUAAAGAGCAAACUCAGGCGAGGAGGAGGGGAGUCAUCUUUCAGCAGCAGUCCUCGUCGCGUGGGGAGCAUUGGGAAUGUCAGCCUCAGUCGGACCGGGAGCCGGAGGAGCAGAGCUGGGGAUAAUGAAGGGAAUGGUGGGAAUUCUGAGAACACAAACAACGUUCCAGAAGAGGACGAGCCUCUGUUCUUGUCCACCCCGCCUCCAGAGGACAUCAGCGGAACCCUGACGGAAGAGUAG
Messenger RNA from Oncorhynchus gorbuscha (pink salmon), 924 nucleotides. Its product is annotated as myosin heavy chain, embryonic smooth muscle isoform-like. Gene Ontology annotation, cellular component: myosin complex. The transcript has 6 exons. Lineage: Eukaryota; Metazoa; Chordata; Actinopteri; Salmoniformes; Salmonidae. The record is from RefSeq and is a predicted model, not a curated record. The annotation marks the transcript as partial.